Messenger RNA from Naegleria fowleri, 1491 nucleotides. RefSeq lists its product as uncharacterized. NCBI's taxonomy places the organism in Eukaryota, Heterolobosea, Eutetramitea, Acrasida, Naegleriidae. The record is from RefSeq and is a predicted model, not a curated record. Gene Ontology annotation, molecular function: tRNA adenosine(64)-2'-O-ribosylphosphate transferase activity. The transcript is spliced from 6 exons. Bases 1 to 1491 code for a protein of 496 amino acids. Gene Ontology annotation, cellular component: cytoplasm. Gene Ontology annotation, biological process: charged-tRNA amino acid modification.
AUGCUGCAAUUCCCAUCAUCGGAUCUUGCUGUUCGACUGGAUGAUAAAAGUAUUUACCGGCUGAGUCGCAAAUUAAAACAAAAUACUCAAAAUAUUUAUGCACGUUUGAAGUCCAUCGAGGAAGACUCGGAAUUUGUUGAGCUUGUGUUCGGAAUAUACCCCAAUGUUCCAAAAUUUGCCAAUCUACGCUGUGGAUUGUGGUAUCAUGCUCAUUUCGAUUCAACGUGCUAUUUCAAAUCAACGGAUGGACACACCUAUCAUUGGGCCUUCUCGUUGAGCCGACUUAAUUUACAUGUUCUCAAAACAGCCCUUACUUCUCAUUGUGUAAUGCUUGUCGAUUCAACACGCAAAGGAAAAUUAUUCCCUGAUAGUUUUUCUAAAACUGUUCCAAUGUGGUGCUGCCUGAUGAAUCGUGUAUUACAACAUUUAAAAUUUGGAAGAAUGAGUUCAGAUUUGAAAUUGCCCACCUGGGUACAUGAUACUGAAAAAGUUCAAAUCGAAGAACGAAUGCCUGAAUGGAUCGAUUCAGUAUUGAAGAGUGGAAUUGAUUUUACUGAAUUUUUGGAAUUAUACGAGAAACCACUCCAAUGCGUGUGGAUCUCAAGAAGAACUGAUCUCGACUUUGUGGAUUCAUCGUUUAGUCCUGAUGAACUGGAUUUCAUUCCUGUUUUUUUAGUUAGUGUCAGUGAUCCAGAUCAUCCUGUUAAAACAACUAGUUGGGAAUAUAUUCAAGGAGCAGGAGACGAUCACGAAACAUGGUCUUUGGGAUUGACUCCUCAAUUAUUUUGGGAAUUUAAAGAGGACAUACUUUCUCCAAAUGUCCACAAUGGAGAAGAAUGUGAACAAGUUGUGAGGAAAAUACUUGAACAAAUCAGAAAACAAACUUCUCUUUCUAGCAUGCAACACUUGUAUGAUUCAUCAUCGAUAUCCUUGUUGCAUAUUUCAAAAAAUUGUGCUGAUUCGUCUAUAGACAAUGAACUAUUGCCUACGACACGUUUAGGAGCAUGUCCAUUAAUGAUUGGAAAAUUUUCAAAUUUUGAGUCCAUUGAAUUGCUAAAUGCUUACUUUGAAUCUCAUCUAAAAGAAUGUUCGCGAUUUAUUUGCUGUUAUGAUUGCACAAAAGAAGUUUCAUGUGGAAAAUCAUUUUCAAUCAUGGAUAACAAGAAAAACAAGAGAGGUUUGGAAGAUGAAUUGGCCAAUGUUCUGGAAUAUGCUGAAACACAAUUAGAAUCGGGAAAGGAGCUGUAUGUAUUAGGAAGAACAGGAAAGAAUGAAGAAAUAGCAAUCACCAUUGCCAUUUUGUGUAGCAUGUUCACUGAAAACUAUGAGUUCGUGCAAGACAAAACAACUCGAGAGGAAAUGAUGCAUCAUUUCAGUAGCAUUGACAAGCAGUUCAUCAAGAGAAAGUUAAUGUUCAUUCAAUCCUUUGUUCAUGACGCUGCACCUUCUCGAAAUUUAAUCAAGGGACUAAACAGAUACUUUCUUUCGUAA